AUGUUUCUAAAACAAGUCGACCUCACAACUGCGCUGAGGCCGGCAUACCUACCAGAUGAGGUCCUUUUGUAUGUCCAGGACAAUGUGGGGCUCUAUGAGGGCAAAAACAAGAUUCCAGACUAUCAAAAUGGCCAUGUUUACCUUACUUCCCAUCGAAUCUGCUACGUCGACAACCAAGAUCCCCGAAAGAACUCGACGGCAAUAGAUUUGAAGGAGGUUGACCGCUAUGAGUUCUACGCUGGCUUUUUGAAGUCUUCUGCAAAGAUCACGCUCGUCCCGAAACCUCCCAAACGAUCCUCUGUACAAAAUCGAGCUAUAUCUAGUCUCUAUAGUCCGUCUAGGAGCGCUACGGCCUCGCCCUUGUCUCGAACAGAUAGUCCCUUUCAUUUACCCACACCCGAGCCAACGCCGGCAAGUACUGCAACUUGGAUCUGUACAAUAUGCUCUUUUUCAAAUCCUGUUCCUUCGAACUUUGACCCCACAACGGCUAGCGAGCUCAUAACUCCCCUGGCCCCAUGCCUCAACUGCGGAAUAAAGCCCCAGUUCGGUCAUGUUCUGAAAGCAGCAAUAUCAAAUGCAGCUAACCGACCUUCCCCAUCAUCUUCUGUAGCACUCAGAACGCCCCUACCCGUCCGCGGACGCACUGAUGCGUCUCGGCUGCAGUCAGAUGUAGGAAACGAACCGUCUUCAAUCCAAGGCCAAAGGUUUAACCAACAAGGUCAAGAGGCAAGCAAGAGCACUUCGACUCAAUGCCCUAGAUGUACAUUUCUAAACCAUCCUUCACUAAGAGAGUGUGAGAUCUGUGGGGCUCGAUUAUUCCCCGACGAUGCAUCAACUGAUUUAGAGAAUCCCUUGCUGAGACCAGAAUCUCCUGGCCCAACAUUAAAUCAAUUACCCGCGCCUGGUACGGAAGAAAACGAAAGCAUUAAAUUGUCGUUCCGGGGAGGUGGCGAGAAACUAUUUCAUGAGCGCUUGAAAGGUUGCAUGACACAACGGAAAUGGCUUCUUCAAGGGGCUCCUCCAGUUCCAAAGCCAAACCGGCCGGCAGGUUCAGAUACGGGAUCAUCUGGGACAUCAACACCGUUGGGAGAAAGAGUCAAGACAGCGGGCAUUGCUGGUCUUGAACAGCGACGUCUUGAGGUACGGAAGAACAACGAGCUAGCUAUAGGAAAUGCUUUUGAGGACCUUGAGACACUGAUGGCGUCUGCUAAAGAGAUUGUAGCUCUCGCCGAAUCUUUUGCCACUUCCAAUGGGAGUGGCACGUCAGAAACUAGUGCAGUCGCAAAUGCAUUAGGACUGGUCACUACAAAAGAAAUGUUAGGCGGUGGCAGCAAUUCUGAGUCAUUAUAUAUCUCUGAGCUUUCGAGAAAUCUGGCAGAGUUCUUGACAGACGAUGCUAGGGGUGUUCUGCGAAAAUCUGGAGGGAUCAUCACUCUGGUCGACCUUUGGGCGAAGUUCAAUCGUGCCCAAGGUGGCGUGGAGCUCGUUAGUCCCUUUGACUUUGAAAAGGCCGCCAGGCUUUGGGAGAAGCUGAAGCUUCCAGUACGACUGCGAGAAUUCAAGAGUGGCGUUCUAGUGGUCCAAGCCAGCGAUCGUACAGAUGACAAGACCAUCAAAACAUUACUUGUUUGGCUCAGCGAUUUGCACUCACUCCCUCCAGAUAGAGAGCUUUUAUGGGAUUGGCAAUUGUUUGGCCGGGGUGUCACAGCCCAAGAUGCAGCUGAGAAUUUCGGAUGGAGCAUAGGCGUGGCAGAAGAAGAAUUGGAGAUGGCAGAAGAGAGAGGCGCACUCUGUCGGGAAGAGAGUAUCGAGGGUCUGAAAUAUUGGGAGAACUGGAUUGACGAUAGUCAGUUUCCCCUGCAGAGUCAAUCGUACGAUGUAAUAUGA
Lachnellula hyalina is the source of this 1887-nucleotide messenger RNA. It is a transcript of the gene VPS36, whose product is annotated as Vacuolar protein-sorting-associated protein. The coding region runs from base 1 to 1887 and encodes 628 amino acids. The record is from RefSeq and is a predicted model, not a curated record. The transcript has 3 exons. Gene Ontology annotation, biological process: protein transport to vacuole involved in ubiquitin-dependent protein catabolic process via the multivesicular body sorting pathway. Lineage: Eukaryota; Fungi; Ascomycota; Leotiomycetes; Helotiales; Lachnaceae. Gene Ontology annotation, cellular component: late endosome membrane; ESCRT II complex. Gene Ontology annotation, molecular function: ubiquitin binding; phosphatidylinositol-3-phosphate binding.